GGUGAAGGCUGUGGUGGAUCAUCUGAAAAUGAGCUUAGUUGUUUUUAGUUCCUCAAAAUGAAGGAAAUGGCAUCAGUGUUGUGGUGUGAGGGAUGAGCGGUUCAGACUUGGAUGGCAACCCUCCUUUAAGCAUUUUGUUUAUCUUCUGAAAACUGUAAUCCUGUGUGCUUUCAGCAGCUUACUGAGUCUUCUCCAGUGCUGACUGUCCUCACACACAGAGUCGAGCUUACUGGCUUACAGGAGCACAGGAGAGAGUGAACAUGUGAGAAACGUGCUGUUCUGUGGGCCAAAUGAACCUCAGAGGCUGAUAUUCACAUGCUUUGCAUUGGAACACUAUUUUAGUUAGAGGCAAUGACAACAACUGCCUGCCCGGUUUUCAUACCUACACAUGAAGUUCCUGUUUUUCUCCUGGUUGGCGGUUUUCGUGGGAAGCUGGGUGGUGUACGUUGAAUACUCUUCAUACACAGAGCUGUGCCGGGGACACGAGUGCAAAAACACUAUUUGUGAUAAAUUCCAGAAGGGGGUGAUUGAUGGUUCAGCCUGCAACAGCUUGUGUGAGAAGGACACUCUUUACUUGGGGAAGUGUCUCUCUGCCAAACCCAGCAAUCAGGUCUAUUCUGGCAGUUGGGGUGACAUGGAAGGGAUCAUUAAGUGCCAGAUGAAGGAAGACCCUCAUUAUGAUCUGGGUUUUGAACUGGAGCCCCGAAAAGAGUCUGCCUCCUUCAGCAGGCCAACCAAAGGCACAUCAAUGCAGAAGUUCAAAGAAAUGGUUUUCAACCAUCUAAAGGCAAAAGUAGGAGACCAAGCAAACUUAGCAGAUCUGUUGACCCUGGUGCUGGGAGUCGCCGACAGCAACAAGGAUGGAGAGAUUUCACUGUCAGAAGCGCAUUCAGCCUGGGCUUUACUGCAGCUCAAUGAAUUCCUGCUGUCCGUGGUGCUGCAGGAGCGAGAACACACUCCCAGACUGCUGGGCUUCUGCGGGGACCUGUACGUGAUGGAGAAGGUGCCUUAUGUGCCCCUGUAUGGUGUCAGCCUGCCAUGGAUGGUGGAGCUGUGGAUUCCGGCUAGCUUGCGGCGAAGCAUCGACCAGUGGGCCACCCCGUCCUGGCCUCGCAAAGCCAAGAUCGCCAUCGGCCUGUUCGAACUGGUCGAGGACGUCUUCCACGGCACAUUCGGGAGUUUCCUCAUGUGUGACGUUAGCGCUGCGGGGUUUGGUUAUACAGAGCGCCACGAUAUAAAGGUGGUAGACGCAAGGCAGAUUGUGCCUGAAGUUGGUUUUCAGGAAGUGAUGCGCGAGAGGCGCUGUGAAGAAGACACUGAUUGUUUGUAUGGAAGGGACUGCUUUACUUCAUGCGAUCUUACUAAACACCGCUGCACAACAGAGGUUACACAACCCAAUCUGGCUAAAGUAUGCAGCACAUUGAAGGACUAUAUUCUGUACGGCGCGCCAUCAGACAUUAAAGACGAACUGGAUAAACAGUUGUACGCUUGCAUUGCUCUCAAAGGUGCCAGCGAACAGAUGGAAAUGGAGCACUCGCUGAUUCUCAACAACCUCAAAACUCUUCUUUGGAAGAAGAUAUCACACACUAAAGACUCCUAGUAAUUUAUCAAACUCAAGUUGUUGUUCUUAUAUAUACAUCGUACACUCUCAGAAAUAAAGGUACACGAGCUGUCACGAAAGCUGUCACUGGGUGGCACCUUUUCAAAAGGAAUACAUUUGUAUCUUAAUGAGCCAUGAAACCCCCCACUUUCAGUUCAAGUCUACCUCAGAAUUAUUUUUAAAAAAUGCAUCAUAAUGGGCGUGGAGCUUUGCCAGCAGAGGAAGGAGUGGGCGGGGCCAGCAAAGCAGGGGAGAAAGAAGGGAGCGAACAGCUGUUGUCAGCUCACAAAAUGAGACACAAACCCUGAGACACAUGAUUUUAUAGUUUACAAAGUUAAAAUGCAAAGAAAUAAACAGUAUUUAAUGCCCUGCUACAUUUGUUAUUUGUAGUUUCAUAUACACAUAACCACAAUUUUUAUCAUUAUAAAGAUAAUCGUGUAUAUAAACAGUCGCUAAUGGAGACUUCCCUCAAUCCCGGUCUAAAGACUCGGUGCAGCAGGUCUCUUCCCCUGCCUUUUUUAAUCUGGAGGAUUUAGGUGAACACAGCAGCACGGCGGUGUCUAAACGUGAACAAACUUAAGUGAUAAAAGACAAAGUUCGCUAUUCUCCAAUUCUCGUACUGCUCUCCUGACAAAAAAAUACUUGCAGAACACAUACAGCUUUGCUGUAUCGGCCCUGACAGGAUCGUGGGAAAAAAACCAUGCAACAAACCCUGUGUAUCAUGGAAAGAAACAUACGACCCUUCACGAAAGGCUAAAUACAGUGUACCGUGGGUCCGUAGACAUGGUCUUACCCAGUCAUCAACAUAGGGUCUCACAGCUUGGCACUGGCAAGUCUGUCUUGCCUUCGGAAAGCACGCGCAUUCAUGAAGAAUUAAGCCGGCUCUUCUCAUAGAAUAAGAAAACUCUUCUAGGAAUAAUAUUGAGAAACCGACGAGUCAUCACUUCACUUGCAGUUUUGCACAACGUCACUGAUUUUGAUCCCGCCCCAAAAAUCAUUUUAAACCCAAAAGAAAUAAUUCAGCAUGUAUUUGUUCAAACCAAAUAAAAAUCAAUGUUUAGUUUAAAAACACCUUUCAGGUAAGUUAUUUUUCACAUACUUGUAUUGUACAACAUACAGAUUUGCCAUAAAAAUGUCUAAAAUUAAUGUAGAUUAAUGAAUAAAACAAACAAAUGAACAAACUGAACAAAAUACAGACCCUAAUAAUAUCAUUUAUCCCUGCUCCUUUUUAAGCCGCAAUAUAUGAAUACAGAUUCUUCUAUUGAUGUACCUUUUUGCAAAAUACACCCACAAAAUCUGAUUUUUGGCCCUUUUAAGUCAAUCAGCAAAACAGUGGAGUUGCUAAAUAAACUAGAUUCUGAAAAGCUGAUUUCAAAUCUAUUUUUUUUCUUUGCAUUGGUGUUUUUCAAUCAGAUAAAACAACUUUUCCUUUCAAAAAUAAUAAUUUCCUAAUAAAAUGUGUGAAUCAGCUACGUCAGUGGCACUGAUCAAUUCACAGUGAUUUAGUGGCUGCGUUUUAUUUAUUAAUUUAUUUAUUGAAAAUAUUGUAAUUUUACAUAAGUACAUUUAAAUUGAUUAUAUCAACAACUAAAUCCUAUUGGGGGGGUCACCCUUGGGUGCGCAUCUGCCUUUAAGUACAAAUGUGUACAAAUGCGUACCUUUAUUUCUGAGAGUGUAGAACACAGAACAGACAGAAUGGGACAAUCUGACUGAAAUCAGACCAUGUAUAAUUUGCCUAACUACUUGUCUUUAUUUUUAGCCUGUAUUUGCAGACUGCUGUCUAUAGACUUAGUAGCACCUCGUUUUGUUCUAUUACUCAGUCUUGACUCAAUCCCAAAUUAUAAAAGCUUAUCCUGCAGAGAGAUGCUGCCUCUAAUGCAUGUUCUCCACUGCCAAGAGAAAAUGCCAAAUUGUUCUUCUUCCUGCAGAGCCUUGUUCAGGAAACAAGACAAUCAAAAGGUGCCUAGUUCAGUAUUUUUUCAAAAGAGGAACCCCAUUCUGACAGGAGCAGACCUUGCUGAUAUAGGCUCACCUCAGGGUACUAUAGGAGCCUUUAUAGGUGGACCAUAUGUGUUUUAUCGUUUGUAGCAGGGAUAGUUUGUUUUUAAAAAUGUCUGUAUGAAACACUUUUCAAAAUUGUUUUAUUUUUUAAUGCACUGUUGUAUAGAUGUACCAUCUAAAAUAUGAUUUUUAAGGACUAGUUAGAAAUUAUAAAAUCAAUCUAAUUUAUUUUUUGACAGCCCUGUUUUGUUGUGCACACAUAUAGGGAGUCAAAAAAGAUUCACCAAACAGUAAAUAGUAUUUAUUGUUUUAAUCUGCUUGUGGCUUAUGUAAUUAUGGGUACAUUUCAGAUAUUUUACUUAAACUGGAAUGAUAUACAAUAAAUCGACAACUUUCUAUUUAUUUACAAUAAACUGAAUCUGGUGAUGUAAACAAUAAAAAAAAAUACUUAAAUAUGA
Molecule: messenger RNA, 4059 nt
Organism: Danio rerio (zebrafish)
Lineage: Eukaryota; Metazoa; Chordata; Actinopteri; Cypriniformes; Danionidae
Source: RefSeq, a predicted model, not a curated record